GCAGCGUCGCGGGCGUUCCCUGCCCCCCCCCCCCCGGGGGCGCCCCGAGCGGGCGGAAGCAGAGGGGGCGCCGCGAGGCGGCAGAAGCGGCCAUGGGCGCGCGCGUCCGGGCGCUGCUGCUGGCGCAGCUGUUGGUGCGAGCGGGGCUCCGGGGACAGGACGUUCAGGAUCUGGACCAGCUGUUUCCAGGUUUCGAGAACUCGUCGUUGCUCACGUGGCCCUGCGGCCGCCGAACCGUUUCGACGACGCGCGUGGUGGGCGGCAAGGACUCGGAGCUGGGGCGCUGGCCGUGGCAGGGCAGUCUGCGCUUGUGGGGCGCCCACCACUGCGGCGCCAGCCUGCUCAACCGCCGCUGGGUGCUGUCGGCCGCGCACUGCUUUGAAAAGCACACUGAUCCCUUUGAGUGGUCCGUGCAGUUUGGCGAGCUGUCCGCCUCACCGUCCAUCUGGAAUCUGGAGGCCUACUACAACCGAUACCAGGUGGAGAAGAUCAUUUUGAACCCCAUGUAUCUGGGGGCUUCAUCCUCGGACAUCGCCCUGCUGAAGCUGUCCUCCUCCGUCACCUACAAUGAGUACAUCCACCCUGUCUGUGUUGUGGCCUCUUCCUCUGAGUUCCAGAACCAGACUGACUGCUGGGUGACGGGCUGGGGGAACAUCGGAGAAGAUCAAGUGCUGCCAGCCCCCUACCUCCUGCAGGAAGUCCAGGUCGGCAUCAUCAACACCACCAUGUGUAACUACCUGUACACACAGCCCCUGGUCCGCUACGACAUCUGGGGGGACAUGGUAUGCGCUGGCGAUGCCCAAGGAGGCAAGGAUUCCUGCUUCGGUGACUCCGGUGGCCCCUUGGCCUGCGAAAAGAGAGGUCUGUGGAUUCAGGUUGGCAUCGUGAGCUGGGGAUCCGGCUGCGGUAGACCCAACCGGCCCGGGGUCUACACCAACGUCAGUGGGCACUUCGACUGGAUCCGGAUGCUGGUGGCCCGCGGCAGCACUCACAGGCCGGAGCCCUCUCGGCUCCUCCUGCCCCUCGCUGUGCUCUGGGCCGGGCUCCCGCAGGCGGCCUGAGCCCAACGGAGUCCCGAGAGCUGGGGCCAUCUGCUGAGCCAGGCCCCGUCCCCCACCUUGUCCCUUUUCUAAUAAACUCCUUAGCGUGUUGGAA
Molecule: messenger RNA, 1155 nt
Organism: Leopardus geoffroyi (Geoffroy's cat)
Lineage: Eukaryota; Metazoa; Chordata; Mammalia; Carnivora; Felidae
Product: testisin-like
Exons: 7
Coding region: 93-1061 (322 amino acids)
Biological process (GO): proteolysis
Molecular function (GO): serine-type endopeptidase activity
Source: RefSeq, a predicted model, not a curated record